AUGAUCCCUAGCAGUCGUUCCUGGCGCUCCGGUUAUGCAACAGCGGGUACGCUGAAGCGUAUCGUGGUGCCUAGCACUGCUGCAAGGGCUCCCAAGCCCAUGCCACGGGUCAUGGCUCCGGUCCGUCCACUUCACAAUGCUUCGGCGCCCCAGCCGACGCCAACAGCGGCGCCGACAACAGCAGAGCCAAAACCUAUGAAGAUUGUGACAGCGUAUGCCUUUGCUGCGAAGCCUCGUGAGACCGUGGAGGUCGAAAAUAAGGACGGGGAAGAGCACGUUAGGCGGUCACCCCCUCCGCGGCUUCGCGGUGGGAUUGAGCCUACGAGUGAGAUUGGGAUAUGGCGAAGUAAUAUGCUGAAGGGUGGCGACGCUGGUGAGGACGCUCUCAUGAUUUCCAAGUCAUUGGACAAUACCUCUGUCAUGAUGGGCGUCGCUGACGGUGUCGGUGGUUGGAGUGAAUCCGGCAUUGAUUCCUCUCAUUAUUCGAAUGCGCUGCUUCAUUAUGCGACAAAAUAUGCAGAGAAGCAUGCGACAUUUCCUACGCCGAAAGCGGUGUUGGAACAUGCCUUUGAGCAAGUUGCGCAAAACCCAGACGUAGUAGCAGGCAGUUCGACAGCAUGCCUUCUACGACUGGAUGGCGUUCACGGCAAGCUUACUUGUGCGAAUGUAGGUGAUUCGGGUUUUGUUCACCUCCGCCCGGAUCCUACGAGCCCUGAACGUCGCAUGAAUGUGGUAUACAGCUCUGCUCCUCAACUGUACGGCUUCAACUGCCCAUACCAACUUGCCAAAGUACCCAAAAAUAUGUUGCAGCCAGGAUCACUUACGAACCAACCUAGCGAUGCUGCCCUUCAUGAGAUGGACUUGCAACGUGGUGAUAUGGUGCUAGUCAUGACGGAUGGUUUUUUGGAUAAUGUACACUGCAAGCUACCACCGAAGGAAUCGCUUACACCUGAUGCGCCGCAACGCCCUGAACUUUUGCAAUUGAUUGACAUGCUUCAAGACAAACAUCGCGAGCACUGGGCUUCGACGAAGAAGCCGAACGCAACAGCCACCGAGGAAAAACAAGACUUUACUAAUGUGGUAGCCUCUACACUCAUGCAAUACGCACGUCUGUGCCAGAUGACGGAAGAGAAGGUGAGUCCCUUCCAAAUCGAUGCGGCGCAGCACGGCUUUCAUUACCCUGGCGGCAAGGUAGACGACAUUGCCUUGAUCUGCGCCAUUGUUGUGUAA
This is a messenger RNA of Malassezia pachydermatis, 1230 nucleotides long. RefSeq names its product protein serine threonine phosphatase 2c. Bases 1 to 1230 code for a protein of 409 amino acids. The transcript has a single exon. NCBI's taxonomy places the organism in Eukaryota, Fungi, Basidiomycota, Malasseziomycetes, Malasseziales, Malasseziaceae. The record is from RefSeq and is a predicted model, not a curated record.